Molecule: messenger RNA, 4258 nt
Organism: Rhinichthys klamathensis goyatoka
Lineage: Eukaryota; Metazoa; Chordata; Actinopteri; Cypriniformes; Leuciscidae
Gene: unc13d
Product: unc-13 homolog D (C. elegans)
Exons: 34
Coding region: 346-3666 (1106 amino acids)
Source: RefSeq, a predicted model, not a curated record
CAUGGUGAGAUAGGAAGGAAGAUGGAGUGACAGAACAACAAGAGGAGAAGACGUGGUAGCAGUUUCUGCUGUAUGAAGAAACAGUUCAGUUGCAGGUCCGACCUUUAACAGGAAACGGCAACUUCCGCACCCUAAAUGAAACACUGCUGCGCUCCUAAACAUGAGACGUUUGUGAAGACUCAACACUUUGGUCCAUUUAAGCGGCUGACUCUUUGAUAGAGCACUAAAGAAAAGCUGUCGGCAUCCUUCACCUAAUUACAUUGCUUGUGUUUCAGAGAUCUGAAUAAUAACCGGGUGAGGUGUAUCUCAUGUAAAGGAGUGGAGGUCAAAAACAAGCCGUAAAAUAUGGUACCAGUCCAAGAUGGGGCAUCCACACAGGGGGAAAAUCUACUUCUUCCUCCUAAAGAGUCCCACAAUGAAAGUGCAGGGUCCACUCGGAUCCGACCGAGACAGUCCUCCCCUGCACGGAGAAUUGGCAUGACCAGAAAACUAAACAGAAAGGAUUUCAAAGACUCAGAGAACCCAGAGGAGAGUGAAAAGAGACAUAAAGAGAAGGAGCUCAAACCGCUGUAUAAGGAACUUCUGUACACAAUCAAUCAUAGUUUAGGAAGACCACACACAAAAGAGCGAUACAGUGCCAAGCAGUUUCAAGACUAUAUAAGAGAGGCAUUCUCCAUGACAGAGGCAGAGCAUAAAACCUUGAGUGAAAAAGUCCAGAGCUUGUUGGUCCCGAUCUACUGCCUCGUGGUUACAGUGAAACAAGCUAAGGGAAUUCUGGGGAAGGACAUUAGUGGAUUCAGUGAUCCGUACUGCCUGCUGUCGAUCCUAUAUGAAGACAAGGAUUCUCAUGGAGGUGGAUCAUCCAAUAAACCUCAGAAAGCAGUAGUGCGGGAUUCAGCUAAGGGGCAGGUGUUGCAGACAACUAUAAAGAAACAGACUCUCAACCCCAUCUGGGACGAGACCUUCAAACUAGAGUUUGAAGACAUCUCAAAUGCCAAUUUCCACAUUGAGAUGUGGGACAAAGAUGAGGAGGUGUCACUAGUGCAAAAAUUUGAUGAGUUUCGCACAAACAUCCAUGGACUUAAAAGGAUGCUAAAAGAUGCAAAAAAAGAGAAAGGCCAGGAUGAUUUUUUGGGGUAUAUUGUUCUAAAACUGAAGGACCUGCAUUGCACAGAGGACACGUGGUAUAACCUGGAGCCCCGAACAGAGACAUACCCAGACAGAGGACAGUGUCAUCUUCAGCUUAAAUUCAUUCAUAAAGAGAGAGAUGAGAACCUGAGUGCUGGACGGAGUCCUUAUGUGAACUACUGUGGCAUCCUGCAACAAUUUGUUCAAGCUCAUAUCUCUAAACAACAGGACAGUAACCCGUGGAAGGGAGAGUUGUGUGGGGAGGGGACGGCCCUGCUCGAGUACUAUGCCAACCAGAAUGACAUUUCACCUUUCCUCCAAGACUUGGCGAAGUGGGUAGCAUACAGCAAACUGUACCAAAACCUGGAGGUGGACUCAACCGUGCUUUUCCAGCAGCUAACCAGUAUAGAGUAUCACUGGUGCCAACAGGAACUCCCCCACCAGCAGAAACAGGAGCUAGGUGACUCUCUGCAUGGGUUUCUGCAGUAUGGGCUCUGCUUAGUGUCCAAAUACAGGGACAUCUAUCCUCCAACCCCUAAAACAACACCACGGCUGCAUACACUGCUCAGAGUUCUUGUCCAGAUUUGUAAGACCCGAGCAUUUCAGAAGCUCAAUCCUGCUCAAUUUGACUUGCACGUUGAGGUCACAGAUGCUGUUGUUAAUGGCACCGUAGAGUGGUUUAACAUCAAAAAAGGUUUACAUCAGCCAAUGACCAAGGAUCUGUUAGAGAGCGUCAGCGCCCUCUCUCGGUUGAUUGGAGAAGUGCAAGAAGACGUUCGACUCAGUAAAGAUGUCUGGAAUAAGGUGUUUGUCAGUGCUGUGCAGUUGGAUGUUUUCACUGUGGUUUACCAAAAACUGGACUCUCUGCUGGCUGAUGAGUUGCGAGCUACACUCUCUCAGUUGGAGAAUCAAAUGGAUCAGCCGCUGGCAAACAGCCUGUUUCCUGUGUAUCUCACUUUGCAAGCCAUCCACAAAGACAAAGCCUUCUUACAAAAAAGAGGCAAGUUACUGCAGCUCACAAGUUUCCAUGAGGACUUCAGAGAUGCUCUUCCAUAUUGGUUAAAUAAAGCCUUUAGCACCACUAUGGCGAGGGUGGAAAAGGCUGUGCAAGUGGAUCAGUUGCAGCCGCUGCAGACUGGAGCAGUUCCCAUCAAGCACAGCUCCUCUGCAGUGGACAUUGCAGCAUGUUUGCAUCCCGUUGCUCAGCUCUGGGAACAGUUGAGCUGGCCUGACCCGGAGGAGGCCUUCAUGCUUAUGGUCAAACUCACAGAGGAUGUGUGUAAGAUUUCAUCGACAUACUGUCAGAUGCUGAAGGCUCGAGUGAAGGAGCUCUCUGUGAACUCGGAUCGAGACAGUGCGAUAAAAAUGCUGUGCGUGGUCGUGAACGAUCUAGAGCAUCUGCACACCGUUCUAACACGUCUGCCACAGCGGCUAAACUGGGCAGGGCUCCGGGAACGCACGCAAAACGUGAUUGGAGAAACUCAGUUCCAGAAUACACUUCCAUCACAGCUGCAACACACACAGUCCCUCCUGAACCGAGAGAUCCGUUCUGCAGUCGACACGCUCGGGAAGAAGUUAAAGACAGACAUUGAGACACAUGUUCGCAACAUGGCUUCGCGUCAAAGGCUUCCCUCCAGAGAUACAGAGGAAGCUGUGGUUCCUUUAAUGAAAUAUCUGGAAAAAGAGCUGAAGUAUAUGAAUGAGAAUUUGGUUCAGGAGAAUUUUAACAGUCUUCUUACUCCAUUGUGGAUGAACUCAGUUAAGAUUCUGCAUCAGAUGUCUCAGCUAGAGGACAGUCACCUGGUUUACUUUCAGAGAUUACUCUACACACUGCAGUGUUUAGAACAGUGUUUUUAUGCUGAAGGUAAUGGACUACCUAAUGAAACACUACAUACUGAGGAAUAUAAGACGUUGCGGGUAAACCUGACGCAAAACUCUUUAAGCUCUAACCAGCUGAUAGAGAAGUUCUUCGAGAGGAAUGUGUGGGAACAGAAAGUGUUUAACGGAGAGAAAUACGGAGCCGUCACUCUCAUCACCUCGUACAAACGCUCAGAGGAGAAACUGCAUGUAGAGGUUCUCAACGCUGUCAAUCUAAUUCCUCUCGACUCAAAUGGUUCCAGUGACCCUUUUGUUCAGCUGUCUCUAGAACCAAGACACGUGUUCUCUGAAGUAGAGUCACGAUCCACCAAAAUCAAGAACUGUGAUCUCAACCCAUUGUUUGAAGAGUCCUUUGAAUUUUCCGUUACAUUAGAGAAGUGCCAGUCUCCAGGAGCAUGUCUGCUGGUGACAGUGCUGGACCAUGACACUUUGAGGAGCGAUGACUUCGAAGGAGAGGCGUUUCUGUCUCUUAAGGCAGUGCCAGGAGUCGGAGGCGGACCCCAUAAUCCAGAGCCCGCACAGAUACGCCUACCUUUGAUGCACCCCAAACCCAACAGUGAAAAUACUUUGAGGUUACUUGAAGCCAGGAAGGGUGAAAAGGAAGCUCAGGCCUUCGUUAAGUUACGCAGGCAGAGAGAAAAGAAGUCUCAGGAAGCCUGAGAGGACAUAAACAUGAAUCAAGACCAAAUUUUUUUUUUUUCACUUUUCUAUCUAUUAUUGUUAUAUAAAAAACAUUAUUUAAUGCCCAACUUUUUUAAUUAAUGUAAUGAUGUGUAAUUAUGAUAUUAUUAAAAAAAAUAAACAUUUUCAUCCAAAAAUAUACAUUUAUUGUCUUUUACAAAAUCAGACUGAGACACUGUAUAUGGACAAAACUUGAGCAUGUGAUUUCUGAACUCACAGUGAAGUUCUGUUUCAAAGCAAGUCAUCUGCAGAACAUCCCAUAUAACUGUGCCUUCAAACUGAAUUCAACUAAAAUCGUCCAAAUAAAUCGAAAGUCAAGCCCUCUUUUGACAGCCGUAGCUUGACUGCUCUUGUCAGUGCACAUGAUUUAUGUUCUCCACGUGUUCACAUAAAACGCCUUUACAUGAACAGAAAGCUGCAGUUGGGAGCGUGCUGUUGGUUUAGUAAACUUAUUAAUUCAAACAAUGCAUUAAAUAAAAUAUGCACAUUCUAGGAAUUACAUAAAAAGUGUUCGCCGCCUUGCUUUUUACCCUCCAGUUUACCAUGACAAAAAAAAAAAAAAAAAGAAAAA